Molecule: messenger RNA, 2338 nt
Organism: Oldenlandia corymbosa var. corymbosa
Lineage: Eukaryota; Viridiplantae; Streptophyta; Magnoliopsida; Gentianales; Rubiaceae
Source: the annotation of a GenBank genome assembly
GUGUUUAUAGGUUAUAAAGCUUCGCAGUCCAAUUAAUGAUUUUGACAAACCUCAGGGAGGUAAUUGUAAUUUACCGCGUAACUCGCCAAAACCUCCUCAAAUGGACUGAAGUCUGGAACAGAGAACAGCAGUUCCGCUCCCUUUCUCCAUUUUCAUCAUCUUCUUAAACUCCAUUGGGCUUUACCGACUACGGAGACUUUUUUCGAACUAGGAGUCCUGUAACUCACGGAGCUGUGAGCCAGGAUUGAAAAGUGAUCUGUUAGUUUGUUGGGGGCGGUAAGGAAGGCACACAAUUCAGGGUUUCGAGCUCUUGGUGUUAAUCCGGGUUUGACGACUCUGCUUCACAAGACAAUUUAAUACUUCGUUUUAAGCAUUAAUUUUUAGUCUUUAUCAGUUGAAUUCCCAAUUUUCUCGUUUAGGGAUAAGAUUAUUCUCAGUGUUUGCAUAGCCUGUAAGCUUUAAUAUCUGAUUCUUGGGUAUAAUCCGAUAAUGCUGAAAUACACCUCUGCAUUAGCGUCGAGAAGUUUCUCUAGGUCGGUAAAUCAGAAAACCCGUGAAGGAUUUCACUGUUUGAGACCCAGAAAUGUCUUCGUUAGGAUCCGAGAUAAACCCCUUUUGAAAGAAGAUAAGGUGUUUGUAAAAUUGUCUUCUGGGGUUCUGCAUAAGAAUGCUUCUAGGGAUUCUGUAUCUUGCCGGCUGAUUAGUUCUAGAAGUUUUUCGAGUUCAGAUUCUCAGAAGUUGCCUGAAGGAAUUGAAAAGCCUCUGCCAUGGUUAGUACAGUCUAGAGUUAAAGCUACUAGAAGGCCCCAGGAAGUGGUGACAACAAAAACCAGCAAGUCUUCCUGGGAGGAAUCAGCAACAAAAUUCCUAAAAGGUGGCGCCAAAGAGAAGGGGGUUCAGGGUUCGGAAAGUAGGCAGCACACUUAUGGGGGUAGAAGAGAAGUAAUGGCUGAAGAACGAGAAGAAGAAGAAGAAGCAGGUGAAGCUGAGGAAAUUGAUAAUCCAAGAUGGGAUAAAAUCAAGAAUAGAUUCAGCAGGACUGAGGAUGUGAAACCAGGGUCUAACAAGCCGGAAUUUAAGAGGUUGAAUAAGCAGGAGAGUUGGGGUCGGAAAACUUGGAAGGAGGCUACGGAAUCUACUGUGCCAAAAAUUGUAGGUGAAGGGAUCUAUGGGAUUGGACCCAUAUUAGCUGCAUUAUCAGCUGAAAGAAGAGAGUUUUAUGCAUUGUACGUUCAGGAAGGGAUUGAUCUUAGUGGAAACAAUAAGAGGAAGAAGGACAAGAAAGGGUUUGAGAAGAUUUUGCAUAUGGCAGAGAGGAUCGGAUUGAGCAUAAAGGAGGUUUCUAAGCAUGAUCUUAACAUGGUUGCUGAUAAUAGGCCGCAUCAGGGACUAAUCUUGGAUGCCUCUCCUUUGGAGAUGGUCAGCAUUAAGGAAUUAGAACCUGUUUCUGUAGAGGAUGACAGUGGCCCUCUUUGGGUGGCUUUGGAUGAAGUUACUGAUCCUCAAAAUUUGGGUGCAAUCAUUCGUUCUUCUUAUUAUUUUGGAGCCUCAGGGGUGGUCUUAUGUGCUAAGAAUUCUGCCCCUCUGAGUGGAGUUGUAAGCAAAGCAAGUGCAGGAUCACUUGAGUUAAUGGAGAUUAGAUCUUGUAAGAAUAUGAUGCAGUUUCUAUCGGCCUCGGCAGAAAAUGGUUGGCGUGUUCUGGGAGGCUCAGUUUCUUCUAGAGCUGUCCCUUUGCAUAAGGUUGUACCUGGUGCUCCAACAAUUCUUGUUUUAGGCAGUGAAGGCACUGGUUUGAGGCCACUGGUGGAGAGAUCCUGCACCCAAUUGAUAAGAAUUCCUGGAAAUGUCCCAGUGGAUGUUAGUUCUGGGGAAGGUGAAGACUUAGAAAGGUCCGAGGGCAUUCGUGGACCGACGGGUCAAGAAUUCAAGUCGUUUAUGGCUGUUGAGAGUUUAAAUGUUAGCGUUGCUGCAGGCGUGCUUCUUCACCACUUAACUUUGAAUAGAUGCAGUAACAACGAAUCCAGUGAAGAAAAGCUGACUACUAUAGUGGAAUGAGAAUUUGUAGGUUUUCUGAUUGAACAUGCGAAUCAGUAGCUUAGAUUUUGCCAUGUUUCUUUUGGAAUCAAUAAGUAAAUUUUUCAUGUUGCUGCUGUCCUAAAUUUCUAAUCUCUUUAUACAGUAGUUCACUUAAUCUGAAAGCAGUCGAAUUGCAUGAUAGUCUCACUUUUUAUUUUAGCUUGUGUUGCCUUUUUCUAGUCCUCUUAAGGUUCUGAAACUUGCACCGUGUCUUGUUUGGAGACAACUUGUCCCUGGAUGCAUAGUAAUCACAACUCAGAAU